AUGAUGCAGUGGAAGGUCGAAGACUUAGUGCAGGAGAUCAACCACUUGGAGGCAUUGGAAAGUAAAAGCAAGAGCAAGACCCUCAUUGACAAAAUGGUUGCCAGUAUGGAAAGUAAGUUCAAGUGUCUUCCAACUCUUACACCAGGAAUUACAUUGAAGAUCAUGGAUGCAAUCGAUGACAGCAAACUAUGCCUUGAAACAAAGGACAAGUUGCUCAAUUGUGUGGAUUCCUGCACUGGCCCUGCUUCCAAUGUCAAGUUGGCUGCAGCACAACAAGGAGUUGCUCAUUUGCCUAUGUAUUUCACUUCCACAGACUGGCAGAAGCUGCAGGAGGCAGUGAUGCACAGAGAAGUCUUUGAAAUCAUUGCCAGUAGAAUGAAGCUCAUGGGCUUGGUCUCUAUGAAAGAAGAAGUGAAGGCACAAGCGCUUGCCAUAGUCCUUCAUUGGAUGGACAGCAAGGGCAAUCCUGUACCAGAGCCUUGGCCAUUGUAUUACCUGGUCAAAGAUUUUUCCAAGGUGUUCAUGGCAACACGAUUGACUUGCCCAGUUGCUUCUUUAGCAACUUAUCCUUGGAGACCUGCUGACCUGGGUGAAGAAUGGCUUGCCAAAGUCUAUGGCAAAGAAUUGCCAAUGAACAAAGAUCAUAAUUUGGGUCAAUACUUGCGCAAGAUUCCUUUGAGGUCUACAAGUCAUUUGCUGAAA
Messenger RNA from Durusdinium trenchii, 702 nucleotides. NCBI's taxonomy places the organism in Eukaryota, Dinophyceae, Suessiales, Symbiodiniaceae. The record is from the annotation of a GenBank genome assembly.